This is a messenger RNA of Funneliformis caledonium, 594 nucleotides long. The record is from the annotation of a GenBank genome assembly. NCBI's taxonomy places the organism in Eukaryota, Fungi, Glomeromycota, Glomeromycetes, Glomerales, Glomeraceae.
AUGAGUAACCAUAAAGACUAUGAUGUUUCCUUAAUUUCAGUAGGAGUUAUUAAUGCAGAAUUGCAUUUUAGAUCCUUUUCAUACAAUUGGUGGAUAACUUGUAAUAAGAAAACAGAAUUUGUGGUUCUAAUUCGUUUGCAUAUGAAGAUAAUGACCUUUUUAAAAGGGUAUAAUUUUGUUAUAACAGUUGUAAAAGGUAAUAAAGAAUAUUCUGAAUGUUCGGGAUAUCUUUGUGACUGUGGGAAAUUUUAUACUGAGGAACCAAGCAAUUCUAGUACGAAUGCAAUAUCUACCAUCUAUCAGAAAAUGUUUUGCAAUAAAACCAGAUUUUCUAGUCCCCAAAUAAUGGGAUUUGAGAAACUAGCUAUCUAUGAAAAAUUACUGGAAGGAGUUCUAUUUCGUUCAUAUUUUGUUAACCUUGAGUUAGUACAUGUUUUUGUAUUUGGAAUUGCAAAAUCUAAGAAUAAUGAAUGGAGAUGUGCUGGAGUUGGGUUUAAAUCAAGUUUUACAUUUCAAUUGGAAAAACAACGUUGUUUAUUUAUUCAAAAAUUUGAAGAAGAAUUAAGUAACUAUUAUACAAAAAACACAAAUUGA